Hemiscyllium ocellatum (epaulette shark) is the source of this 3115-nucleotide messenger RNA. RefSeq names its product interleukin-12 receptor subunit beta-2-like. NCBI's taxonomy places the organism in Eukaryota, Metazoa, Chordata, Chondrichthyes, Orectolobiformes, Hemiscylliidae. Gene Ontology annotation, biological process: positive regulation of activated T cell proliferation; cytokine-mediated signaling pathway. Gene Ontology annotation, cellular component: external side of plasma membrane; interleukin-12 receptor complex; interleukin-23 receptor complex. Bases 330 to 2486 code for a protein of 718 amino acids. The record is from RefSeq and is a predicted model, not a curated record. Gene Ontology annotation, molecular function: interleukin-23 binding; cytokine receptor activity; interleukin-12 receptor binding. The transcript is spliced from 15 exons.
GCUGACAGCUUCCUGUCUCCUGUUCCCAGCAUUGUUUUCAGUUUUUCAGUUAAAUUACAUCUGCUUCCCCACGAGCACAUAAAUCCAGCACCAGGUGAGCCUUCCAUGAAGCCUCCCAACACCUCAAUGUCUCAGUGAAAUGGAGCACCUCGAUCUGGGAGCUUAGCUUUGGUAAACUCACUCCUGAGUGAAGAGGCGAUGAAGUUCAUUCUCUGGAUCUGAGCACAUCAUCCCAGCUGAUGCUGCAGUACAGCACUGGAGGCAUGCUGCAUGGUUGGAUGGUCAGUUUGGGCAGAUUAAUGCUCUAAUGGAGAGUCAAUACUAAGUGAAUGCCACAUGCUUGGACAGACAGAAUGAAGACAGCGCCAAAACAUUCGAGGGUAAUUCAUGGCAUUAUGGGAACAGUUUGUGAGAUGCUGCUGAUCACAGUUGUACUGAUACAGCAGGAAACACAAGCAGACCCAUCCCAAGACCUAUUCUGCUUCAGAUUCCACAAGAACUCGGCAGUGAAUUGUACCUGGAAUCCAAGUGAUGUUAUCCCAACAAACUACACUUUCUAUUUUCAGGAGAAGGGCAGCACUGACCCAACUGAAAUAUCGACCUGUUUACAUUCAUUGCUGUUGGAGAGGAAGCAAUUCACUGCAGGAAGAACCUACGUUGCUUGGGUAAAGACCAAUGGCACACAGAGAGAGGAAAGCUUAAAAAGACUGGAAUUCAUCAUUGAUGACAUAGUGAAGCCUCUGUCUCCAGCUGCUGUGACUGGAGAAUUGACACCGGACACUUCAAAAUCCAUAUUUAUUACAUGGCAGAAACCCAACAACCUCGAUUCAUCAAAAACCCUUCAGUUUAAGCUUCAGUACAGAGUUGUAGAUGACCCGUUCUGGACUGAGAUUUCACAGGAUGAAAUUGGAAUCCAUUCAACAACUUACGAGUUGGAGGAUCUGCAGCCAUUCACACUCUAUGAGAUUCGGGUACAAUGUGCACGAGAAGGAGAGACAAACAGGAGAUUGUGGAGUGAAUGGAGUGCUGUCUCCAGAAUUCGAACUUCGGAAGACACUCCUGUUGGAUCUCUCGAUCUGUGGUUUUCACACCAGCCUGCUCUGGAUGGAUUGCAGACCCUGACCUUGCUGUGGAAGCGUCUUGAACAACAUCAAGCAAGAGGAAAAAUUCAGAAAUACUCAGUGGUCUACAGAGAAAUGACAACAGAGGAAGCAAUAUCAUCGACUGCCUGCUGUAGCCUCAACCUUUCAAGGACCACUCAAUGGGUGAUCGUCACUGCACACAACUCUGUUGGAGCAACUCAACCAGCCAUACUCAACCUCACAGCAGGCUUUCCGCCACCAUUCAAUAUGACAGUUCAUAGCAGGAACCGCUCAGUACAGGUGCUUUGGGAGCCACCAGCCAAUGCAACUCCUGAAGAGUUUGUGGUGGAAUGGUAUAAAAUGCCGGUAAAUUCAGAAUACACACUCAACUGGAAAAAAAUCCCAGCAGCGAAUGUGUGUGUAACCUUAGUGGAAGGUCUUCUGUCUCCCCUGCUUCUGUACAGGAUCUCAGUGUAUGCUCGAUAUCAGGCAGGAUUGGGAGGCCCAGUGUCCACUCUGGUUUAUGCAGAAGAAGGAGUUCCUCUUGCUGGGCCUGAAAUCUCAAUUCUAAAUAUCUCCCAGACUGGGGUCACUCUGCUAUGGAAGGAUCUCCCACUGGAUCAGCAACGGGGGUUUAUAAAAUACCUCACUCUGUACUACGUCAAGAAUCCAGGUGGACUUGCAAAGCAAAAGACUUGCAAUUUAAGCUAUACAUUACACAGAUAUACAUUGUUACACUUGGAGCCUGACAGUACUUACACAAUCUGGAUGACAGCGUCCACUAUUGCAGGAGAGGGACGUAGAGGGCCAUACCUUCACUUUAAAACACAAGGUUCACAGGUUGUGACCUGGAUGCUUGUGGCCCUGUUCUCUACAUUUGUGGUGAUUGCAGUUAUUCCCUUCUGGUUCUGUAGAUUCUAUAAACAAAGAAUACAAAGCUGCAGCUCAUUCUACUUCCCUCAGUGGUGUUGCCAACAAAUUCCGGAUCCAAAGAACAGCAAUGUUGGGCACGAGCAGUAUGAAUACCCUCCGAGCUAUUGUGAGGUACCAGUGGAGCCAGUAAUUGAUAAGUUGGAAGAGAUUGAAACUGACUUACAGAUUGAAACUGACAUCAAAUUUGAAGUUCCAUUAACAACAAGCAACAAUUCCACUCUGGCAGAAGACAUCAGACCCAGCAGCUCAGAAGAUACUUACUGGAUGAGUUGCCAUUCUGCACCUCCAGAGGCCUCCACUUGUUUGGAAAAGAAACUUGUGGAAGAGCCAGAAACCAGCACAUUAAUGGUGAAACCCCUCAUCUCAACUGGUUACGAGAAACACUUCUUGCCAUCAGAAGCAGAUGUGCUUAAUAAUGAAUGGCAGUUAGCAGACAGGAAGGUGUGGUUGGGAAUGGAGGACGAUCAUUAAGUUUCAGCAGGAGAAAGUGAGGACUUCAGAUGCUGGAUAUCAGUCAAAAAGUAUGCUGCUGGAAAAGCUCAGCCGGUCAGAUCAAUGGGAUGGGGGUGGGGCUGGGGCUGGGAGGAGGUAGCUAGGGUUUGUGAUUGUUAGAUGAAGGUGGAGGGAUGAUGAUAAUAGGUUGGAGUGGAGGGUGGAGCAGAUGGGUUGGAAGGAAAAUGGACAGGUAGGACUGUUCAAGAGGGCGGUGCAAGUUGGAGGGUUGGAUCUGGGAUAAGGUGGGGGAGGGGAGAUGAGGAAACUGUCCCACCUGUCUAUCUUCCUUCCCACUUAUCUGCUCCACCCCGAACUCCGACCUAUGACCAUCACCCUCUCACCUUCUUCUAUCUAUUGCAUUCCUAGCUACCUUCCCCCAGGCCCCACCCCUCCCAUUUAUCUCUCAGCCCCCAUGCCCCAACUACCCCCCCCAAACAUCCACCCCUCCCCCAUUCCUGAAGAGGAGCUUAUGUUUGAAACAUUGACUCUCCUGCUCCGAGGAUGGAACACCAGACAAUCUCGACAUGUUAUUCAAAGUAACCUGCAUUGCUGCUGGCCUCAGCCCUCUAAAGUCACAAGUGUUGCUGGAGAUCAGAGCUGAAAAU